AUGAACAGUUUGGCAAACCUUUUUGAGGUCCAUAUCACAAGGAUUGACAAGGCCCCCAUCCAAUCAUGUGCGCCCGCGCACGCCAUCAUACCCAUGAACCUGAUCAUCGUCCCAAGCGACCAGGUCGUAAAUUGCAGAGUCAAAAUUACUGACUUUGGCUCAUCUUUCUUCUUUGGCAAAGAGCCACUGGAGUUACACACACCAACGGCUUUGCUUCCUCCCGAAGCAUUCUUCCAGGACCCCAUCACCCCAUCCGCCGACAUAUGGACCCUUGGCUGUACGCUAUACGAUAUCCUCGGCGAAAGGCCCCUCUUCGAAACCUGGGCAGAUGAUCCCGAUGAUGUGAUUGGGGAAAUGGUAAGUACACUAGGUAAGCUGCCAAAGAAAUGGUGGCAACGCUGGGAAAAGAGACCUGAGUUUUUCCUUGAGAACGGCUCCUGGAACCCAAACUUUAAGAGGAUCCAGACACCUGAAUUUAGACCUUUGAACCAGCGACUCUGGCAGAUGGGAAGAGGAGAGACUCCUCAAAUUUGCGAACUUCAGAAGACGGAGAUGGCUAGCUUCAAGAGGUUGCUGGAGGGGAUGUUGGCUUAUGAGCCGUUGGAGCGGGUUUCAGCGCGUGAGGCGAUGGAGUCUGACUUCAUGCUGAAAUGGGCGCGUCCGGCACUGUUGAGGCUUUGGGGUUGA
Molecule: messenger RNA, 687 nt
Organism: Aspergillus luchuensis
Lineage: Eukaryota; Fungi; Ascomycota; Eurotiomycetes; Eurotiales; Aspergillaceae
Exons: 1
Coding region: 1-687 (228 amino acids)
Biological process (GO): peptidyl-serine phosphorylation; peptidyl-threonine phosphorylation
Molecular function (GO): protein serine/threonine kinase activity; ATP binding
Source: RefSeq, a predicted model, not a curated record